AUGGGUCAAGAUAUCAACAUGGCAGGAGAGCCGAGGCCGAAGAGACCUAAAGUCUUGAAACGACCUGCAGCUUCUCUUUACAGUGGCUACGAGUUUGACUACGAUUACCACAGAGAAGACUUCUACGACAGGUUGUUUGAGCUUCGGGGCAGGGUGUCUCCGGUCCCUCGGGUGGUUCCGGUCAAACGCCCGCGGGUUCCUCUGGUACGACGGGUCAAACCUCUGCCGGUCCAAGUUCUGGCUUGUCACGCCUCCAACGGCACUACAAAGAGAUCAGCAGGAAGAAGUUCUGAACUUGAGGCCAUCAAGUCCGAGCUGACUCAGAUCAAAACCAACAUCGAGGCUCUGCUGGGCCGACUGGAGCAGAUCACAGACGACCCCUUCAGGACCCCCUCAGAUUUGAUCAAAGCAGAGGAGUGUCAGGGUGACGAGGCGUGGCAGGAAGGGGAGGAGUCUUGUUCAGAGCUGGACGAUGAGGAGGUGCAGGAGCCAAGACAGAGCAGCGAGGCUGAUGAAGAGGAGGAAGAGGGAGAGCAGAGGCAGGAUGAAGCUCACAGCCACAUGGAGGACGGCCAUCUUUCUGCAGAGGUCGACUCCAUGCGUCUGUGAGAAGCCGCUGAAGAGGAGGCCAAGUGAAGGAGGAAGAGCCAGGACGGCCGUCAAGCAGCAGGGAUCCGCAGAGACACACGCCUACAGACAAAAGACACAAAAACAGGCAGAAGAACGGAAGUGGACACGGCCCGAGCCACAGGAAGACACUAAAAACAGCGGGGGACUGCCAGAACUCAUCAUUAGCGCAUGAGUUACGCUCAUGGCCAC
Molecule: messenger RNA, 819 nt
Organism: Nematolebias whitei (Rio pearlfish)
Lineage: Eukaryota; Metazoa; Chordata; Actinopteri; Cyprinodontiformes; Rivulidae
Gene: raly
Product: RALY heterogeneous nuclear ribonucleoprotein
Exons: 8
Coding region: 1-609 (202 amino acids)
Cellular component (GO): nucleus
Molecular function (GO): RNA binding
Source: RefSeq, a predicted model, not a curated record